AUUCCAAAGACAAACAUGGAGAAGGUUUGCGAGAUUGCAAAUUCCCAGCUGCGCGAGGAGAGCCUGGAGACGAGGCGCCAAGUCAGCAACACUCAGCAACAUGCAGCGCCUGAGGAGAGCCUGGGCCAGGUCUUGUCCCUCCCUGGGGAUGUGCUGCCACCACUCCCUGGCCAACAGAACUUGCAGGGCACUGGCAGCCAUCCGACCCCUGCGCCAGCCAAGAUGGAGCCUCCGCAGGGGCUGGAGAGGAGCGGCCAGGCGUGCCCCAAGCUCAGGGCUUCAUGUGGCAAAGCCACCCUGCCAUGGCAGCUGCACAGCCUGGAGGAGAAGGAGCUCCCACAGCAGGAGGGCCAGGACCAUCUUGCCUCCCUGAUAUGGCCUGAUGGCAGAGCUGGGCAGGGAAACCCAAAGUUGGACGUUGGGAAGCCAGUGCUGACCGGCCUGGAGGGACUGGAAGCCGUCCUAGGCCAUCAGAAGGUGCUGGAAUGGCUUGAAGCCCAUUUCCCCACUGAGACCUGGGCCUUGACCAUGAAGGGGGAAGACUGGGACUACACAGUUGACAAUGGGCUGUCCCGUGGGCUGCGGCAAGAGGACCUGCAACAUCCAGUGUCUCCAGCUCCACCUGGUCCCAACAACACCGAGGACGAGCCAGUCAUGUCCCAAAGUCCAGCGCUGCCCCAGUGGGGACAGGCCUGGCCCAGCCGUCCCAGCGAGCAGCACCCAGGCCAGGCCGGCACAGCCACAACCACCAUCACUGGCUACGCACUGCCCGCUCUGCCCUGGGAAGAGCCCUUGGCGGCAGUGCUGCAGGCAGGAGCUUACCUGUUGCCUGCACAGCCCCUUGGCCACGGAGCUCCUUCUCCCACAGCUACUCCCGGCCUGGCGCGACGCCAGCCACGCUCCCUGCUCGGGAGGGUGCUCAGGGCUGUGCGCAGGCUGUUCCUUGGCACCUGUGUGCCCCGAGAGCAGGAGCAGCAGCGCCGGGCUGAGAGCGCGGCACAGGGAGGUACCCGAGCCAUGGCUGCAGGGACAGUGCCUCAGGCAUUUGGCUGCCCCAAGCGCGCCCUGCCAGACUGGGCUUACCCAGUGAUACCUGUGACCAGCCUAUGAUUCCCCUAAAGACACCUUGGGACUGAGGCUGGUUCACAGUUUUAUCACAGUUUCACAAUAGAUAGAUAGAUUAGAUAGAUUAUAAGAUAAAUAGAUUCUACAGAUUAUAAAAGAGAUAGAUUAUAUAGAUUAUAAGAU
This is a messenger RNA of Neopelma chrysocephalum (saffron-crested tyrant-manakin), 1248 nucleotides long. RefSeq lists its product as uncharacterized. NCBI's taxonomy places the organism in Eukaryota, Metazoa, Chordata, Aves, Passeriformes, Pipridae. The transcript has 3 exons. The record is from RefSeq and is a predicted model, not a curated record. The coding region runs from base 16 to 1110 and encodes 364 amino acids.